AUGAUCAUGAAGAGACGACAAAAACGUUUCAACUACGGUCAAAGGUGUACUCCGGUGUCCUUGGACGCAUAUAGUUUGGAUAGCGUGUCCAUAUAUAACAGCGUGAGAAGAAAAGGAAUGAGAGCGUCGAAAAGAUCGUACGGGAAUGCGGCUUUCGAUGAUCCCGAAGUUCCGACGCAUCCGAUGAAUUUUGCCGGAUUGGCAAAUUUCAGUUCUGCCAAAGAGCAAUUGUUCGAAGAAUUCGGCGUCAUACCGCAAGUCUAUCCGAAAGUGGAAGAAUUACCGGAAGGAGCCGAAACGAAAAAUAGAUACGCGAACGUUAUACCCUUGCCGGAAACGAGAGUUCAUUUAAGCGUGAGAAACAACGAUCCCCUAUCGGAUUACAUAAAUGCAAAUUACGUUAGGGGUAACAAGGGGGCCGAAAAAUUGUACAUAGCGUGUCAGGGUCCAAUGGAAUCCACGAUAGAGGAUUUCUGGAGAAUGGUGUGGGAGCAACAAUGUAAAGUCAUACUAAUGAUUACCAAUCUUCAAGAGAAUGGAAAAGAAAAAUGUGCAGAUUACCUACCUCCAAACGAAGUGACGGAUAAUCUACGUCUCUUUGGAGAUUUCCAAGUCACACUGAAGAAAAGAGACGUCAAGGAGAAAUACAUCAUUUCUCAUUUAACACUAAAGAACAUGGAAACAAAUCUUUGGCGAGAAGUAGCUCAUUUGUGGUACUUGGGAUGGCCCGAACAAGGAGUACCAUCCGAAGCCAAUUCAUUAAUUGCAUUUUUAAUCGAAGCACGAUCUCAAACAAAAAUUCAAAAUGGAGCCACGACAACGAGUCCGACGGUGGUUCACUGCAGUCCCGGUACGGGACGAACUGGAACUGUGAUAGCUUGCGAUUUAUGUAUUAGAGAAUACGAACAAAAUAGAAUGGUGGACAUACCAAAAUGCGUGUUCAAUUUAAGAAGGGAUAGAGCGGGAGCCGUUCAAACGAAAGAUCAAUACGCGUUCAUAUAUCAGGUUUUAAAUGUCUACGCGACAAAACUCAGCGGCGGAGGAAUCGAAUCGAUUUAA
Molecule: messenger RNA, 1059 nt
Organism: Pediculus humanus corporis (human body louse)
Lineage: Eukaryota; Metazoa; Arthropoda; Insecta; Psocodea; Pediculidae
Product: tyrosine-protein phosphatase non-receptor type, putative
Exons: 6
Coding region: 1-1059 (352 amino acids)
Biological process (GO): protein dephosphorylation
Molecular function (GO): protein tyrosine phosphatase activity
Source: RefSeq, a predicted model, not a curated record